AUUUGGUUUCUAUCUCAUCUAGAGUGCAUAUCUCAGUGUUUAGCCGUGCGAAACGUGCACUCAUUUGCCAGGCUAUUUUAAUUAAUAGUUCAAUAAUUAUUGCGAAAAUUGAAAAAUAGUGCAAGAUUUUCGGUUUAUUUGAUUGUGCUGUAUUCGCUCACAAAAAAAAUUGGACCCUCAUCGAAACAUUUUUAUAUACAAAAUGUUGUAGCUUGUCCGGACAAUUCUCAUCAACCAUCGAAUUAUUAUAGGAAAAUAAAAGAUGAAUCGCAAUCAGUGGAUAGAACAAACACAAACAAAAAAUCUGAACGAUAACAAAACGAAUUGCGUAAAAUUUAAAGAUAUUGAAAAUAUUACGAAUGAAACUACAACAAACUUAGCAAAUCAGAGAAAUAAUGUCGAUAGUUAUAUAAAUGAUGAAAUUGAAAACAAUUAUUAUGAAGCUGCAGAAGGGAAGAACGCCGUUAAGUACGUCGAACAUUUCGUAAAAAAUAUGAAACAUAUCGUCGAUCAGAAUCCUGCAAAACCGACAAAUUAUGAUGAAUGGACGAAUGAGGAACGAUACAAACAUAUAACGGAAAACAUAAAAAUCUAUGUUCCAAAUCUACCAGAUUCUUUAUUAUUUUUCAUAUCAGCAGCGUUGUAUCGUGGAGAUUGCGGUCGAAGUUCAACAGACAGACCGCUUUGGUUGGACAUGGACAAAUUCCGGAAAGGACAAAAAUUUGCACGACAACACAUUUUCUCUAUCAUAUUUUCCAACGUGUUGUCGCUUUUCGAGCUAUUCGCUUUCACGGACGGUCUUAAACCAAUGAUUUUCAAUCAACAAUCUCAUACGCCGCUCUUAGCUUUUAAUAGAUAUUUAUCUACGGCUCGUCGUAUAAAAAAUUGGAUGAUGGAAGAUUUUUGGAACGAAAACACGCAAGCUCACAAACACAUCCAAAUCGUGCGUAAAAUGCAUCACGUCGUACGAUUGAAACUCUGCGAAUACGAGUAUGAAGAAAUCGAUGCAAAGACGAAGAUUCCGAAUCCGUGGUGCCCGGAUAGGAAAAUAAUCCUCGACGACUUUUCUUCUUGCCCCUAUGCGAAAGUAGAAAACGGCUGUCUUCAUCUGAUAAUCAGACCUAAAGGAUUGAAUCAAGCCGAUAUGAGUUCCACGCAGUUUGCUUUUAUGGGAAUGAUCCUGCUCUACUCGCACAAAUUUGGCAUUCACGCCACUGAUGAGGAUAUGAUGGCCUUUUGCCACGUAUGGAGAAAUAUAGGAUACGCUCUUGGUAUUCAGGACGAGUAUAAUUUUUGUCGCGGUAAUCUACAAGAGAUUAAGACGAGAGCGCGAGACUUUACCCAAGUUUGGGUGAAACCGUAUUUACGGCAAAUAUUGCCCGAAUGGGAGCACAUGUUGAGAUGCGUCAUGUACGAUGAUAACAUGUUCAAGUUCUCGUUAUUAUUUGUUGCCGAUUUAUUGGACAUCGAUAUGCCACAUGUGCGAAGUACACUAACUUUUUUUCAACGAUUGCAAUUUAUGUUAUAUCGUUUUAUACUUUGUUAUGCCAUGCGACUACGAUUUGUACGAGAAUAUAUGAAUAAAAAAAUUCUUAUAAUUCUCGAUAAACCAAUCAAAAUUAAUAAGAAAAAAUAUGAAAAAUUAAGAAAGAUAUCUGCCCAAAUGGUACCGGAUCUUGAUUCUAAGAAAGAAGAAUAAAGAGUAAAGUUCAAAGGCGAAUUAAUUCCAAAUAACGGAAGCCAUUUUUCCCUCAUUAUUUCGCGUGCAAAAAUAUAUUAUAUCUUUUUUAUAAAUAUGCAAUGCAAUGAUACAAGCAAUAUACAUA
Molecule: messenger RNA, 1826 nt
Organism: Camponotus floridanus (Florida carpenter ant)
Lineage: Eukaryota; Metazoa; Arthropoda; Insecta; Hymenoptera; Formicidae
Exons: 5
Coding region: 263-1699 (478 amino acids)
Source: RefSeq, a predicted model, not a curated record